Saccostrea echinata is the source of this 6175-nucleotide messenger RNA. RefSeq names its product alpha-2-macroglobulin-like. Gene Ontology annotation, molecular function: endopeptidase inhibitor activity; protein binding. The transcript has 41 exons. Bases 55 to 6018 code for a protein of 1987 amino acids. The record is from RefSeq and is a predicted model, not a curated record. Gene Ontology annotation, cellular component: extracellular region. Lineage: Eukaryota; Metazoa; Mollusca; Bivalvia; Ostreida; Ostreidae.
AAGUAGCUUUGAGUAAAUGAAUAGGCGACCAUCCACUUUUCACCAAGAUUCACCAUGUAUCGGUUGUGUUGGGUUUGUGUUCUGUAUUUCCUGAAUGCAGUCCACAGUUUCCCUGACUUUUUAUUUACCGUGCCUGCCUCAAUCUACAAAGGGGAAGAGUUUGAUUUUUGUGUUUCCUUUCCUGGGAGUUCCUUUGAUGGCGCAGUAGAAGUCAGAGUGGAUAUGAUUCUCGGAGAAACAGAGACUGUGAACUAUCCACCUCAGACUUACCUCAGUGUUUCUGAUGCUAUCAGUUGCCGAAAACUACGUGCUCCUAAACAAGAAGGAUUCUGGACUUGUAAUGUCACAAUGGAUGGUCAUGGAAUCUAUGCUCAUAAACUAUCACCCGGUUUUCCCUCCAGAGACAACCACAGCGUCAGCUAUGAACAACAUGUUAAUGUAAGAUCUCGUCGACAGGAUCCAGAUAUAACCCUGAUACAGACGGACAAACCUUUGUAUAAGCCAGGGCAGUCAGUAAAGUUCCGGAUUAUGCGAUUGAAGGCUGAUAACAACUUGCUUCCUGACACAGACAAGAUCAAAUGGGUCUACAUUGAGAAUCCCAGUAACAUACGCGUCAUGCAGUGGAAACAAGUUCCUACAUCUAAAGGUAUUGCGAGUCUGGAGAUGUUGUUGUCAGAUGAUCCGCCAUUGGGAACCUGGAUGAUCAAAGCUAUCUACAAUGAUAACAAAGAAUAUACAAACACAUUCUCUGUGGAGGAAUAUGUUUUACCGAAAUACGAAGUGACCAUCACACCACCCUCUUAUUUACUGACCACCUCACCAACUAUUGAUGCCAAAGUCUGUGCCAAGUAUACCUAUGGUAAACCGGUCCAGGGUCAGCUAGCUGUCAAAAUCUGCUACAAAUCUACUUACUAUUACUUUGGAAUGCGGUCAGGGGUUCAAUUUGAAAGACCAUGCACUGAAAGGCUCUUAGAGAUCAAUGGAUGUACAAUGGUAUCCGUGAAUUCAUCAGAAAUCUACCUUAACUCCAAACGAUUCAACAUCUGGGGGAAACUGAAGAUCAAUGCCACAGUUACAGAGGGAGGAACUGGCGUCACGUUGCAUGGCGAAUCAAGUGGACCUAGGUUGACAACCGAAUCCUGUAAACUUGAAGUCACGGAUGACACUGAUGGAUUCUUUAAGACAAUGUUCCCCUACCGCGGGAAGGUCAUAGCAAAAAAUCCUGAUGGUAGUCCAGCCUCCAACAAGAGUAUAUCCAUUAGAGCUUCUAGUUACCAGCUGUACUUGUGGCGUCUAGGUCAGAAUGUAACGACAAACGACCAAGGUGAAGCUACAUUCAGCAUCAAAGAUCUACCAAAUAACAUCACCACAUUUUCUAUAGAGGCAAUCGAUGCAGAUGUAACGUACAAAGAUGACAGCCUUUUUCACAAUCUUGCACCAGCCACUGCCUACAAAAGUGUAAGACGAUGGUACUCCCCCUCCGAUAGCUAUAUACAGAUAGAAGAUAAUCAGCAACCACUGGCAUGUGGCAAGGAUGUCCAUCUAGAUCUACUUUAUUCUACUCCAAAUGACACAAAUUAUAACUUUUAUAUAAUGGUCAUGUCCAGAGGACGCGUGAUUUACACAACAAAUAAAAGACACAUGUUUUCAGAAGAAGAUGCCGUUUUGCUGACCCCAUCUGAUCCUGACCAGUAUCUAAAAAUACAACAGGUCCUCACAACAACACCACGUCCUAGAAGAACAAGAAAACCAAGACCUUCUCCCAUACCAAAGUUUGAUAAUGUGACACUGAGCCCCCAAACUCCCGUGACAACAGAGCGUACAACCCCUAUACCUAUACUGUCCCGCAAACGUCGAAAUACCAAGUCAUGUAAAGACAAUAGUGGGAAAGUUUUUGAUAACGGGUCAAACUUUGCUCCCAACAUAUCGAAUCCAUGCUGGAUGUGCGACUGUGUCAACGGAGCUGCCAAGUACUGCGCUAUGGCAAUGUGUGAUGAACCUCCCUGCAGGAACUACAAGCUCAUUGAGGGAACUUGCUGUGGCUUUACAUGCCCUGACUAUUAUUAUGAAGAUACCGGAAGCUGUGUUGAUCAUAGUGGAAAAACUAUAAAUAAUGGAGAGUUGUUCUCCACAAACCGAACUGACCCUUGUCAUAUGUGUACGUGUGAGAACGGAGUAGAAGCUAACUGUAACUAUAUCUACUGUAAUGCCCCUCCCUGUGAAAAGUACGAGUUAGUGGAGGGAACUUGUUGUGGCUUUAUUUGCCUUGAUGAGGAAAACUCAGGAAGCUGUAUCGAUCAUAGUGGAAACACAGUAAAGAACGGAGAUAUUUUCUCUCCAAACCGAACUGACCCUUGUCAUAUGUGCACGUGUGAGAAUGGAGUAGAGACUAACUGUAACUAUAUCUACUGUGAUGCCCCUCCCUGUGAAAAGUACGAGUUAGUGGAGGGAACUUGUUGUGGCUUUAUUUGCCUUGAUGAGGAAACCUCAGAGAAAUUGACUUGUGUUGAUAACCUGGGGAACCCUGUGCCUGAUGGAUCCAAAUUCACAGACUCCUUAGAUCCUUGUCUAGAAUGCAGUUGUAACAAUGGAAAUGUAAACUGUGAAUAUCAAAUGUGCAAACCCCUGAAAUGUCGUAAUUUCCAGUAUGUUGAAGGAACUUGUUGUGAAGUCAUUUGUUUUGAUGAUAUUAUUACAAAGAGCAGUUUCAUUGGCCGUGUUCAGAUAAGCAUCCCCAUAACAGCCAGAUUUGCACCUGAAUCUCGGAUCAUUAUUUAUUACAUAAGGAGUGAUGGUGAAGUGGUUUCCAGUAGUAAAACUCUACAAGUGGAAAAAUGUUUUGACAAUAAGGUAAAAAUGGAUUUUCUCAACAAGUCUGUCAGGCCUGGGAGUAAUGCGACUAUCCGUGUUUCAGCAGACCCCCAGUCCUCUUGUUCUAUUGGUGUUGUGGACAAAAGUAUAGAUCUUUUGAAAGCUGGGCACCAGAUGACUAAAAAAAAGUUUUACAGUUUACUGACCACAGAAUCGAGCCAUUUCCAUUAUUAUCCAAGGGCAAGGGACUGCAACAGAAACAGGAAAAAUACAAAUAUAAACUCUUUUCCUGAAUUGUUAAGAAACCCAUCAGAUAUUCCUGUAGACUCUUACAGAACAUUUCAGACUUUUGGAUUACGAGUUUUCACAAAUUUGAGAUUGGAGACCAGACCUUGUAUUGAUUACAUUUAUCCCGAAGUUAUGUAUAAUAGAGUGGAGGCUGUUAUCGAUUCUGAAAUGCCAUCUGCAGGCAAUACUGCUAAUGAAAAAGUCCGAAGUUUCUUCCCCGAGACGUGGCUAUGGGAGAUAGACCUCAUCGGAGAUUCAGGAGAAAAUACUCUGGUACGGACGAUUCCAGACACCAUUACAGAAUGGAAAGGAAACGCCAUAUGUUUAAACACUGUUUCUGGGCUUGGAAUCUCUUCAGUUUCCAGUAUAACAGCAUUCCAGCCGUUCUUUUUAUCUUUCACACUUCCAUAUUCAGCAGUCCGGAAUGAGGUGGUCCCUGUUCUUGUGACUAUAUUCAACUAUUUAACAGAAUGUCUAGUGAUGAGGGUGACGUUAGUGGCCUCCAAAGAGUUCAGAGUCCAGAGUGCUGCCUAUAUGCGGACACGGAUAUUGUGUGUUUGUGGUGGAGAGUCAGAGACUUUACGUUACCUCAUCACUCCUCUCAAGAUUGGCAAAAUCAGCAUCCAAACACAGGCUGAGUCUAUUGCCGAUGAUGGGACCUGUGGUAAUAGUGUUGUCAGUAGGGAGGGUUCGGGAGUGUUCGAUGCAGUCCGACGGGAACUCCUUGUCGACGCAGAAGGAAUAGAACAGGAAUACACUUAUUCUUCAUAUUUGUGUCCCACAGGUGAACCAAGUUUAACAUUGACAGAGAAAAUCAAGUUACAAGUUCCAACGAACAGAAUUCAAGAUUCGGAGAGAGGGGUAGUCAAUGUUAUUGGCGAUGUGAUGGGACCUGCCCUUACAAACCUUAAAGACUUACUAAUGAUGCCGUAUGGCUGUGGAGAACAGAAUAUGGCCUCCUUUGCGCCAAAUAUAUUUGUUUUACAAUAUUUCUACAAUACAAACCAAGAUGUGAGCAUGAUUUUGGAGGAUGCCUUGAGAUAUAUGAGAGUGGGUUAUCAGAGACAAUUGAACUACAGACAUUCUGACGGCUCAUACUCUGCAUUUGGUGAAAAGGAUGGAACUAGCGGAAGUACAUGGCUGACAGCCUUUGUUGUAAAGUGCCUUGGUCAGUCUAAGAAAUAUAUCGACAUAGACGAAGCAGAUCUGAAUACCAGUAUAGCAUGGUUCAGGUUAAAGCAAGAUGAGUUGGGAUGUUUUCCUAAAGUUGGCUACACACACAGCUAUUACUUAAAAGGAGGCUGGGGUAAAGGGAAUGAUUCCGAGGGAACACUGACUGCCUUUGUCUUGAUUGCCAUGCUGGAAGCUGGUCUCCCAAAAUCUGAUCCUGCAGUACUUGGUGCUUUGCGUUGUCUCGAUCUCCAAGAAGUGACGGACACUUACAUGUUGAGUUUGAUGGCCUAUGCAUACUCCCUUUAUGAUGUCCGAUCUUCUAGGAGACUAGAAAUCAUGGCAUUGCUGCGGUCUAAACUGAAAAGACAAGGAGAGGAUAUGGUAUACUGGUCACGUGAUGACUCUAAACCUAACAAUGAGAAUCAGAAUCCUUGGGAAUCAUUCUACCGCGCACCCUCGGCAGAAGUGGAAAUGACUUCUUAUGCAUUGCUGGCAUAUACUGUUGGGAAUCAGCCUGAAGCUGUCAUUAAUGCUAAACCAAUAGUUAUGUGGCUCAGCAAACAAAGAAACGCUCAGGGAGGAUUCAGUUCCACUCAAGACACCAUCAUCGCCUUACAGGCACUUUCCGUGUAUGGAAGCUUGGUGCAUCAAGGAGGCAUUGAUAUUAGUGUUGACAUCAGUGGACAGAAAAUGUCCAGAGCUUUUAGUAUUAAAGAUGAAAAUAAACUUGUUCUACAAACUAGUCCUAUACCUACUAUACCCAAUGAACUGACCGUAACGGUAAAAGGAGUAGGAUGUGCAUUAGUUCAGGCGAAUGUGAAAUACAAUACUCCAAAAGCAAAGGCACAAUCCGGAUUUUCUGUAAAGGUGUCCACACACAGAUCCAAGUAUGUAGCAAAUAGCUGCGCUAAAAGAAGUAUCAUCAUCUGUGUCAGCUACAAUGGAGCCAGUAUACAGACGAAAAUGGCGAUAGUGGAAGUUAAAAUGCAGACAGGAUGGAUACCCGUCAGACAAACCCUUGAUAAGAUCUUAUCGAGUGAAAUCAAGAGCACCAUAGGUUUACAUAGAUAUGAAAUUAAAGGAAAUGUUGUGCACUUUUACUUUGACUAUUUUGAUGCCCAUAGGAGAUGCUUUCUGUUUGAUGUAGAGCAAGAAAUUGAACUAAGAGAUCCUAAACCUGCCUAUGUCAAAGUUUACGAUUAUUACGAAACAGAUUCUUCCAGGACAGUGCAAUAUGACAUGAAGACUAUUUGUGGUACAAAGGAGGAGUUACCCUUCCUUACACCAGAGGAAUAUGACAGUUUGAUAAUGGAUCCUGAUAGGAAUACUUUUCAAAUCCGAGUACCCUUAGAAAGAAUACCUGGUCCCCCAGGCAUACAGUCUUGCCCUGUUUGUGAAGAUUCUCUAGAUACUAAAGCUCCAAAUUUCACAGAACUGGUGUGCAAAUCUGCGAGAAUAUUCAAAGUCAGGACAGCAAAGAGGGAUGGUGUGAAAUACUCCAUGAAAUUGUAUGCUGAUAUGAAGCCAAGCAAGAAAGCGUACAUUGGAAAAUUUGUAAACCACAAAAUACACAAGCCCUGCUCUUGUUCGAUUCUAGAAAAGAAAGACAAGAAGUUCCUGAUAUUUGACACUGCAGAUAGAUACAGUGAAUCUGAAAAAGAACUCCGAUUGACCCAGUCUUCAACUGUUGUCACGUGGACAAAAGACUUUGAACGCAUGGUGUUCCGCAAAAACAAAACUUGCUAACAGAUAUGUUUGUUAUCAGUCUAUAUUACUGUACACUGUCUAUGAGAGCGUUCUUGUUUUCUAUAUUGUAUAAAUGAGUCAUUGAAAGCUUAUCAGAGUUGUAUCACACAGCAUUGUCUCUGUCUCCAUUAUUGUAACAAUAAAGUUUAUCAUACCA